Heteronotia binoei (common prickly gecko) is the source of this 1412-nucleotide messenger RNA. It is a transcript of the gene KCNAB3, whose product is annotated as potassium voltage-gated channel subfamily A regulatory beta subunit 3. Gene Ontology annotation, molecular function: potassium channel regulator activity; transmembrane transporter binding; voltage-gated potassium channel activity. Lineage: Eukaryota; Metazoa; Chordata; Lepidosauria; Squamata; Gekkonidae. Gene Ontology annotation, biological process: potassium ion transport; regulation of potassium ion transmembrane transport. The record is from RefSeq and is a predicted model, not a curated record. Gene Ontology annotation, cellular component: cytoplasm; voltage-gated potassium channel complex; membrane.
AUGCAGGUGUCGAUCGCCUGCACCGAGCAGAACCUGCGGAGCCGCAGCAGCGAUGACCGGCUGUGCGGGGGGGGCGGCGGCGGCGGGGGCGGGCGAGGCCAGGGCCCGGGCAACGGCGGCUACCAGCCCCCUCCCGGCAAAGCCAGCCGCCUGGCCCUCCUCGGGCCCCGCGCCCCCGGCCAGCACCUGCCCCACAUCGCCUUCGUCCUCCGCGAGUCCACCGGCCGCGCCACCGGCAUGAACUACAGGAACCUGGGGAAAUCAGGGUUACGUGUUUCGUGCCUCGGGCUUGGUACUUGGGUGACGUUUGGAUCUCAGAUCUCUGAUGAGAUGGCGGAGAAUGUGCUCACCAUUGCGUACGAGAACGGGGUCAACCUCUUCGACACAGCCGAAGUGUACGCUUCUGGCAAAGCAGAGAAAACAUUGGGGAACAUCCUGAAGAGCAAAGGAUGGAGGCGUUCGAGCUAUGUUGUCACCACAAAAAUCUACUGGGGAGGCCAGGCCGAGACCGAGAGGGGCUUAUCCCGGAAGCACAUAAUUGAGGGGCUCAAAGGGUCUUUGCAGCGGCUUCAGUUGGAAUACGUGGACAUCGUGUUUGCUAACCGGAUGGAUGCCAACAGCCCCAUGGAAGAGAUUGUCCGGGCCAUGACGUACGUGAUCAACCAGGGGAUGGCCAUGUACUGGGGCACGUCUCGCUGGAGCGCCAUGGAGAUUAUGGAGGCCUAUUCGGUGGCCCGGCAGUUCAACCUCAUCCCCCCCGUCUGUGAGCAAGCCGAAUAUCACAUGUUCCAGCGGGACAAAGUGGAGACUCAGCUCCCUGAGUUGUAUCACAAGAUCGGGGUGGGGGCUAUCACGUGGUCCCCACUGGCCUGCGGACUCAUCACCGGGAAAUAUGAGGAGCGGGUUCCGGAGAACUGCCGGGCGGCCAUGAAGGGGUACCAGUGGCUGAAGGAGAAGCUGCAGAGCGAAGACGGGAAGAAGCAGCAGGCCAAAGUGAAGGAGCUGCACCCCAUUGCCGAACGCCUUGGAUGCACGGUGGCACAACUGGCCAUUGCCUGGUGCCUGCGUUCAGAAGGCGUCAGCUCUGUCCUCCUUGGCGUCUCCAGCACCGAUCAACUCAUUGAGAAUUUGGGAUCCAUUCAGGUUCUAACCCAACUGACGCCCCAAGUUGUCCAGGAAAUUGAUGCGCUUCUGGGUAACAAACCCAAUACAAAAAAAGAGUCCCGGGCGUAGGGACACUAUGGCGCCCGGGACUGUGCACGCUCUUGUCCCAACGGACUGCAUCUCCUUCCGCUCCUCUGUGGGGCUCCCGUCCCCACCAACCUGCUCCUCCCCACAUGCUCUUCCACCAGCUGCUGCCUCUUAAUUUUGUGGGGAGGGCAAAGAGGGGCCGCUUUGCGCAUGAAACCAAA